Messenger RNA from Paramacrobiotus metropolitanus, 2823 nucleotides. Its product is annotated as transmembrane protease serine 9-like. The coding region runs from base 999 to 2651 and encodes 550 amino acids. Gene Ontology annotation, molecular function: protein binding; serine-type endopeptidase activity. Gene Ontology annotation, biological process: proteolysis. The record is from RefSeq and is a predicted model, not a curated record. The transcript has 13 exons. Lineage: Eukaryota; Metazoa; Tardigrada; Eutardigrada; Parachela; Macrobiotidae.
GGGAGCCCCUUCGCAUGUCCAUCGUCCAAGUGGUAUUGGAUCCAAGCAAAACUUCAUACUGACGGUUGAGAAUGCAGUGGCAUGGGCAAUGUUAUUUUCGUCACUAUCCCAAUAGACCCACUCACUGUAGUCUAUCGUGUCGUGAGCAACUAAUUAUGGAUAACAAAUCCACAUUUUCUUUCUGGGUAAACAUCUCUAAAGAGAACGAAUAUCGCAUUGCUGCAGUGAGAAAGUAUGCGCCGAAUCGGGCUUUUGAAUUUGAAUAUCUGUUUGUUCGAUUACUGUACCCUAACCCUGCACUUGAAGGAAAUUUUUACAGAGCAGUCACACGCACUUGUACGAGCCCAUUCACCAUUCACAUACGCGGCUUGCCGCUAGUGCGUUUUUAAACGUAAAUUGGUUGAAAGUUUAUCCGGCUAUACAGCACCGUGUCGCUCAUAGCAUAUAAAUUUCCUUCAAGUGCAGGGUAAGGGUACAGUAUUGGACUCCAGCUAACUUUAAAAAAAAUGAAAAUAAAACAGUUAAAAAGCCGAAAAAAUCUGAAACCAUAUCCAAAUUUCAGAUUUUUUUUCAGUUUUUUACUAGAAAAAGUUUUUGAUCUAUCGUCAAAAUUAUUAGAUAUGUUAACUGGACACCGUGAUUUAGUCUCAGACCGUAAAACACUGCAAAUACAUAAUAUCUCGGACAUUUUUUUUUCAAUUGGGUUUUCUAAAAGUGUUUCUUUGUUGGUUGUGUGCCGUCACUUUCUGACCCUCUGCGUUGCCUGGGUUUGUUUUUCCGGGCGAAUUUUUCAGAGUACGUUUUGCAACGGUUUGCCGGCAGCACAAUAGCGUUGUGCAGUAAGGCGCUGAAAUGCGGCUUGCUGCUUACUGGCUUUUUAUACGCGACCGCUUCUCGUAGCAACCAUACGGUGCAUCUCUUCGGCGUUGCGGGAGACGGGGUAAUAAUACGGCGCAGAGUGCACGCAUCUGUGGAAAGUUGUGACGAUGUGAAUAAAAAUGGCGCAACAUUUGUUGGUUUUAUUCCCAACACAAUCUAUCGCAGUGGUAUUCGUUAUCCUUUCAAUAUCACAGUAUCUUGUCGUAGUUGACACUAUUCCCGACAAGGUUUCAGAACGGAUUACGCUGCGCGAUAAUCAGCCAUAUAUUCUGCAAUCGCUACAGUAUCCAGCAGAGUUUCCUGCUGCCACGAAGUACGUCUAUGCAAUCGAUGCAACUGGUCAGGCCAUUAAGAUAGAGUCUAAGGAAUUUCAGUUCGGAUCACGAGAGCCAGAUAGAACUUUGCUGGAUGGCUGUUUGGGAGAGCGAUUAAAUAUUUGGGAUACCAAAGUUCCUGCUACGCCCCUCGCAUACGCUUGUGGCGGGGACCGAUUGGAUAUUCUGUCGUACAGCGGUUUAAUUUUUAUCGAAACAGUUCCUGCAUCGACUCAUGAAGCCGGAAAUAGGUUCCAACUAGAAUUGACCCGUGUGCCAUGCGGACGGGGAGCACCACUUGCUUGUCCUUCCGAUAAGAGCAAUCGAUCCUGUAUUGCAAAAGAACAUCUAUGUGACGGUGUGGCACAGUGUCCACAAGGGGAAGAUGAGAUCUGCAGUAUGGAUUGUGGCCAUCAUACUGGGAUCAUUGAUAGCACCGAGAACUUGCGCAUUUACGGUGGUACUCCGGUCCAGCCAAACAGCUGGCCUUGGCAGGUACAGAUCGACGGAUACACCGCUUGCGGAGGUACUCUGAUAGCGCCUCGAUGGGUUCUCACGGCAGCGCACUGCAUAGCUCAAUACGUAACAAACCGAACGGCGUUUCUAGAAAGCGGAAGCUUACAUCAGUUAGCCGUGAAAUUUAUGCCACAUCGUUGCGGAGGAGUAACAAAUGCCACGGUACUUACGGUACAGAAGGUAUUCCUGCCAGCACAAUGGGAAUCACGAUCGUACGACAAGCUGUAUUUUGAUGCGGCUCUUCUGCUUCUGUUUUCCGAUAUUGAACUGUCAGCUGUUCAGCCAAUCUGUCUGCCACGUCCGGAUAUGAUACUUAACAUCGAAGAAGUGUGUUACGCAGCUGGUUGCGGUUACACCGAAACUAAAGGUGUCCCAGUCGAUCUGCUUCAGCUGACCAUGACAGUCAGGGAUUUCCGUUGCGAAUCUGCACUCUGCCCGGACAGGGUUCUUGCCGGGGACAACACUGGUGGCAGCAAAACUGGAAUGAGCACUUGCUUUGGAGACAGUGGAGGACCUUUAGCUUGCCGCAAAAAAGGCGAGAAUGGUGAGACCAAUGCCAGUUUUUUUGGAAACGAUCAAUGGGUCCAGUUUGGAGUUCUUUCGUAUGGGACGGGGCAGUGUGGCAACGCCCAGUCCGGUUAUCAAUCAGUAGAAAUACUCAUGGAGUUCAUUAUGAAUACAGUGCACUCUCAAGGUUUCCACGGCUGGCUAAAAAAUCGAACCGUGCCAAGAAGAUCGGCAGUUAGUCAAGACGCGGCCGCCCCAGCUGCAGUUCAUGAAGAGAACCAAAUGCCGCUACCUGUGCGCACGCAAGUGGUCAUGUCGACGGCAUCCACAAAAUAUGGCUGUUCGUUCCGCAGUUUGCGCGUUAGCAUCUUGGUAGAAGUUUGGCUGUCAACCUUGAUAUAUUCAAAGUCUGGCUUACUUGAUGUACGGUUCUGAUUUUGAGUGUUUCGAUUAUUAUUGAGCGAAUUUUACUGGCUCAUACUGUGCCAAUAGGCAGACUCCCUCAUGCUGUGCCAAUAGGCAGACUACUCUGAGAAUAUUAAGGACCUUACCGCUAGUUGAUCGACUUGGUGUAACGCUGCUCAUUGGAAACAAAUAAUUUUACUAA